Symbiodinium sp. CCMP2592 is the source of this 3750-nucleotide messenger RNA. NCBI's taxonomy places the organism in Eukaryota, Dinophyceae, Suessiales, Symbiodiniaceae. The record is from the annotation of a GenBank genome assembly.
AUGAUUGCGCUGGCAUACUCGCUGUGGCAGGAUGGAAGCAGGGACGAAGCUGAAGACUUCUACAAGCGAGCACUGCUAAUCAGCGAGUCAACCCUUGGCCCAGAGCAUGAGACGACUCUGCACUGCCUAACCAAUUUGGCAGCUAUUGCCAAAGAGUUGGGCCGCAAGGGUGAGUUGGCAGCUGCCGCACAAUGCAUGAGGCACAUGGAAUCGCAUGUGCACGACGAGCUGGACACCCUCGAGGAGCCCGCCGAGACCGAUCCCUCGUUGGACCAGGAUCACGUGGAGACGCCACGCUCCCAGGGAGGGUCUCAGAGGCGUCUUCGCCUUUGCGUCGCCGUGGGAGUGGCUCUCGCUGGACUGGUGCUGACUGGCAUUGGAGUGGCCGUGUGGGUUCUGCCCAUACCCGGUCAGCCCACUCCGGGUGCAAAUCAAUGUGUCGACGACUCGGCUGGGGAGGAACCGCCACUGGCUUGGACUGGCAAGAAAGCUGGUCCGCUUGAGAGGCAACUUGGGGUUAUCACUCCAGCCCAAGCUGCGUGGAUCGUGUUGCAAGCCGGACAGACAGCCAAUGAUGUGGCUACACAAACGGCCGCGCUGUCCAAAGAGUUGGCGGCUGAAGCUGCACCUCGGGUCAGCCCGAAGAAGGUGCAGAAACGCAAUCGUGCACGCUGUAUUCUGCAGACCCUCUCAGUGGGGGAGAGUAUCGCCAAGAUCGCAACCAACAUCAAAGCGGCGAGCGCAGUUUGUGGCCCUGAUCGGAUCUUCAAGUACAUCCCGGGGAAGUUUGGAAAAGCCUUGGUGAAGCUUCGCAAGAUCAUUUGCUCAGUAAACAUCGAACUGGUAAUCUCUGGCUUCCUGGCAGUUGCUGGAAAUCUCGCUGAAGCGAGCAUUAGCUGUUCGAUUGCUGUGAACUCCACGAGCUCUCUGAACUUGAACGAGCAGUUCGAUGCGGGCUGUGCGAGCGCCGCUUACCAGAUGGCCAAUUCACUGGUUGCCGUGUCUUCCGCCUUUUCGAUCGCAAUCCCAGGCUGUGAAAUUGUGGCGAAGGGUUUGGAGAAGACUAUCACUGGAGCCCUCAAAGGACUAGGGCAGAAAGGAAUAUCCGACUUUGGCGGUGGCAAGCUGACCAACCCAAGCCAAGUCAAGGCUGCUGUCAAAGCCCUCCAGAAUGAGCUGACACCGGCCAAUUUCUUGUCGGAGACAUCCACUUUCGGGCGGAGGCUCUUUCUCGGUGGAGGCAAGGGCGCAAUCAUGACUCAGUGCGUGGUCGACGUCAUGCAGGCGUUGACGCAGCUGUCGCUGAUGGGCAUUGCUGUGGAUUCGCUAGCGAACGCAGCUUGUGAUAACCCGUCCGUGGGAAGAGUGACGUCGAGAGCCUUGCCAAAAUUCCUUCGCAAGCGAAUCGAGAACGGACAACGUGCGACUUGUGGUGCUGGCGUUGCAACAGUAAUUGCUCAACUUGGACUCGCCACGGUGUUCCUAUCCUUUACCUCGUUUCACUGCACGAACGAAGCUAACAUUCGAGCAAUCUGCGGUGCCGGGAUCGCAGGAGCCACUGGGGCUUUGUCCGGCAUCGCAGGGGCUGGCAUGGCAGCAUAUGUUGCGUGUACGGAGGGGCAGAGGCUCGACGAAACUGAAGCGCUGUCAAAGAAGUUCGUGGCAGACUUCCUUACUCAGGAAGCCACUGGCAUUGUUCAGGAAUCUUGCCCGGACCUGUCGCUCCAAUGCUUUUUGGAAUUUACGCAAUUCUUCUCGAAUUGUCCGCCUGGUGCUAGCACUGCAGGACCAGUGACUCCAUCUUGCCCGGUGCCUCCGUCUCCUCAAGCAUGCCCAGGAAUCGAGCCUUGCGUUAACGAGUUUGAGGCAUUAAGGCCAAGCUUGACAACUUGGUUUCCGUUGCCUACGGCUCCGGUAGAGUUCACCGUGUUGGUCAACGGAGCUCAAUCUUGCUUCGAGUACCUGACCUGCUUUCUCAGCCCGGGCCCGAGCCCAUCGCCUCGAAGGCUCCAAAGUGAUGCUUUGCGGAGUAUGCUCUUGCAAAAAGUGGUGGGCCCACUCCCAGAGCGCUGGCGCUCGUUGAUUCAUGGGGAGGAUCCUCAAGAGGGUCCUCGCGAGUCUCACGACGGUGUUCCUGCCGAGAGUGUGCCGAUGAUCAAUCGCCUGUGGAACCGAAGCGUGGGUUCCUCCGCGAGCCAGGGGCUCUUGCGCACAGCGCUGCAAGGCGGCCAGUUUUUGGAAGAGGCAGCCAGGGAACUGCACAAGCGUGAGGCGAAUCACGAUCUGUGCUUAGUUAACGACGGACCGCUCAUGGAUGAGAACCAGGAGACGCUGAGCGGACUGUCACUGCUCAUGAUAGACUUCGAUGAGCUGGAUGAGGUUGAACCUGAGAAGCGACCGUACGAUUUGGUCAUCUACGGAGCCACAGGCUACAGUGGCUGCUUGGCAGUGGAGCACCUGGAUGCUCUGCUGUCAUUGCCAAGGGCGACACCGCACCGCUGGGCCAUUGCUGGUAGGAGCGAUGAGAAGCUGCAGAAGAUGGCCGCCCGAUGUCAAACCCGUCCCAAGGUCAUUGUUGCAAACACCAAAGCUGAAAUUGACGAGAUGGCCGAGGAAGCCGUGGUCGUUUUGGCAUUGGCAGGCCCCUACUUAGCGUGUGGAGAGCAAGUACUUCGGGCGUGUGUGGAAAAAGGCACCCACUAUAUCGACAUCACCGGAGAGGUCAAUUUCUCCCAUUUCGUCAUCCAGAAGUAUCACCAAGCCGCGAAGGAGAAAGGCAUCAUGAUCGUUCAGUUUGCCGGUGCGAUGUCGGUUCCUGAUGACCUUGCGGCCUACCUCCUCGUCAGACAGCUGGGCCCCCUGAAGCAGCUGCGCGUCUACACUUGGGGCUUCGGCUUGAGAGGCGGCGGCUCCUUUCAGACUGGGAUGGAGGUGGUGGAGAGGAUGCUGCCCGAGUCCAUGGCAGUUUACCAUAACCCCUUUAGCCUUGGCGGUGAGCGGCAAAACGCAGCACGACCGGAGGACAAUGACUGCCGUGCAGCGGAGGCUGAUCCACUCUUCCCUUCGACCUGGGUAAUGCCAGCAUACGGAUCUCACACCACUUCGAGGGUGCUGCGACGAAGCUGUGGCCUCUUUGAGGAGUGGCAGGACGCACCAUGUUACGGAGAAGACCUGCUGGUUGUAGUGAGGGACCUGGCCUUGGACAAGAAGGAUGCCGACUAUGCGGUUUGGGCAAAUCCUGUUCCGGCUGACAUCAAGGAUACUAUGAAGCAGUCGCGGACAAUGGAGGAAAUGCGGAACAAGUCUUUAGCACCUCGUCCUGGGCUGGGACCGCCACAGGAGGCCCGUGCUCUGGGCUUCAUGGAGAGCUACCUUGUCGCGGAAGCCGAGUCCGGAGACUGGUCCCACGUACACUUUCUGGGUGGCGAUGGAUUUGAGGUGACUGCAAUCACCUGCACAUGUGCAGCACUUGUUAUCCUCGAGGAGCUUGAGUCCCUGUCGGCUGACGCCCGUGGGGUGCUCACCCCAGCGGCGGCGUUCCAUGGGAGCAGUUUGCGGCAGCGGCUGGAGGCCCAUGCCUUUGGGGCUGGAGCAGGACAAAAGAUGUCCUUUGAGGUCCUGGAAGGAAAGCCCGCAGAGGAGAAGAUUGUCACCGCCUUGACGACGGCAGCCAAGCGCCGGCAGAAGGCAGUCCAGCUGCUGGAGACCGGCAGCCUGCAGGCAUGGGAUGUUCCGUCCAUGAUCAAGUGA